Messenger RNA from Sardina pilchardus (European sardine), 4687 nucleotides. Its product is annotated as SITS-binding protein. The coding region runs from base 187 to 2277 and encodes 696 amino acids. Lineage: Eukaryota; Metazoa; Chordata; Actinopteri; Clupeiformes; Clupeidae. The transcript is spliced from 11 exons. The record is from RefSeq and is a predicted model, not a curated record.
AGCGUUUGUGUUGCAGCAUGUGGUAUUCGGCAUAGGGUAAGCGCAAGAGAAACUCUUUUUGGACGUAAAUAAACUUUUUCUUUGGUCAACCUGACAUGCAAUGACAUCAUGGCGCAUUUCGAUUUUGGUGUCUGGAGAAGCUGUUUGAGCCUUUUUGACUAGACUUCACAUUAAUCUCAAGUCAAUAUGCCCCACACUCGAAAUAGGAACCCCAGCCCUAUCCCAGAGGUAACAUGGGACACGGGCUUGAAAGAAAUGAACGAGACUUGGAAGGGAGCAAUUGCCUGCCUUGGAGUAGCAGUCUUUUUUGUCAUGACCAUUGGGAUCAUAUAUUGGCAAGUUGUGGAUCAGCCUAACAAGAAUUGGAUCCUGAAGGGGAGUUUUAGCGGACUGAUAUGGGAGAGACGGAGUCAGACCCUUGUGAUCCAGACUCUGACGGAGGACAAGACGUUUGUGGAAAUUGAUGUGGGCAACGUGGGAAACCCCGACACAGAAGUGCCAUUUGUUCGGAACCUGUGUUGGCUCAACAAAACCGAGUUCUGUUACACCUGGGACUCGGUUGCGGACGUGAAGAUAUCACUGGAUAUACCUGACAUGGUCCACCAAACGGAGUGUUACAGUAUGACAUGGACCCCAGUCCACUGUCAUGUACAUCUGAAGGACUGUUUCUCCAUGACGAAUGUGUCGUGGUACGGUGGCGCGAGCAUCAGCUCGCCCAGCUGGCCCAUCAACGAGGCCAACGUCUCCAUGCAGGCCUUCGUCAUGAGCGACCUGCGGGACAACCCCUCGGGCUACGGCUCCGUCCUCGAGCGCUACUUCCUGGGGUCCUCAGGUGUGGCGGUGAUGGUGGCUCCACACGUCCCCCUGCUGGUGGGAGUGGACAGCAGACAGCAGUUCUGCCUGCAAAGCGGAUCCAGCCUGGACAGGCCCCCACUGCAGUACACAGUGUGUGUGGGAGAGAACCUCCGAGACCUCCACCAGGACGUGGCUCCGCAGCAGAGCCUGCCUACCAGAGAGCUGCCCAACCUGGGCGUCUUAGGGCAACCGUUUUGGAAGUUUCUCCCCAAUGAAGACUCAGGGUUGACGGUGGAGCGGGAGCUGAGGACCUUCUCCAACCGACUGAAGAGGCACCACCUGGGGGAGGGGGUCAUCAGCCUCAGUGAACAUUCCACGUCCCUCCUCGUCAACAUGGACCACGAGCACGAUCACCUCUACGGCAGGAGAGGCGUGUCGAAGAGGCAGAGCAGGGACCUCGCCUUCGUCAAGCUUCUGAACAUUUCCGUGGCGCUGUCGCCGCUGCUGAGCGUGGACACGCGGCAGUUCCAGACCUCCAUGCGGGACGGCACCGAGGCCUUCUGGCUCAGCCGGCCCUCCUCCUUGCAGGGCAGACCGGUGCCUCUUCUGAUGCAGUGGAAGGGCAGGUACUGUGUCAAGCUGAACCUCAGCAACCCAGAGGCGGUGAACUGGUUCCUGGAGCACGUCAGCGUGCUGCAGUCCCACCUGGGCAUGGAGUACAUCAUCCUGGAGGGGGGCGAGGGAAGCCCGUUGGAGGAGCAGCCCGCCCUGUCCACUCAGGCGCUCUCCGGGGACGACUAUGUCCAGCAGCUGGUGGAGAUGGCCGGGAGAAUCGGAGACACCACCAUUGUGACCUCAGGGACAAGGUCCAGCCAGAGGCCGCACUUCAUCCAAAUGUCCCCUCUGCAGUCGGACUGGACCUCCGCUGGAAUCAAGGGCAUCAUUCCGGCCCUGUUGCACUACAGCCUGCUGGGAUACAACUUUGUCAUUCCCGACGCAGUAGGAGGCUCCCUGUGGGAAGAGCCGGUCGCUGAUCAGGAGCUGUUUGCGCGCUGGCUGGAGAUCGUGGCUCUUCUCCCGGUCAUGUCCUUCCACACCCCACCGUGGGACUUCGGAGAGGACUGGAUGUUGAAUCUUACCAGGUUCUACGUGUCAAAGCACCAAGAGUUUGUGGUUCCUCUCAUAAGGAAGUACGCUGAGGUGUGGCAGGCCAGUGGUGACCCGAUAUACAGGCCAGUCUGGUGGAUAAGCCCAGACGACCCCGUCACCUUCACUGUGAAUGACCAGUUCAUGAUUGGAGAUGAGUUUCUUGUUGCUCCAGUGACAGAGAAAGGGGCAACACACAGAGACAUUUACCUCCCGGACGCUGACUCUAAGUGGCAGGACACGAACAACGCUAAGGUGUUUGAUGGAGGGACGUUUUUGUACGACUACCCGGUUGCACUGGAUGAAGUGGCCGUUUUCUUACGCGGGAACUCUUGAGUCCAAGUUACCUAACUUACUUUGCUGCCUUUUUUUUUUUUUUUUUUUUUAAAUCAUCGUGCUGAUCUUAAGUUGCACUUUCCUCAAAGACCAGUACUCUCAUCUCAAGACAAGAUCUUGAGACUAGAUCGAAUAUCAUUUUUAUAUUUGCACUUUACAAAAGAAACGAUUUCUGUUUUCUCAUGGUCGUUGUCCUGUCUCUGAUCAUCACCAUUCGUUUGUCCUUGCUCCUCUGCUCUUUUUACAUCCUUUCAGUGUCAACAGUUCUGUGCGUUUACAUUUGAUCACAUUUUUACAACCUUUUAAGAUUUUAAAUUGUUUUCCUGAUUGCAUUUAUAUGGAGUCCAGAGUAGCCCUUUAUUUGCUUAAAAACACUAUGAAUUUCUGAAGACCAAACAAAGAUUCAAAGACUGCUACUUCAUCUCUGCUGAGAAGAAGCCUUUGAUGACAGAAAGAGUGUGAGCAAGUCUUGGACAAAGCUCAAAUUCAUGUCAUUGACUCGUUGAAGGCUUUUUACUUGAACUCUGAUGGCUGAUUUGCCAGUGUUUUGUAAAUGUACCUCAAACUAGGUUUAUCAAUGCCUUUUAUUGUGAAUUCUGCUCUCUGUCAAUGAUCACCACUGUCCAUAAGGAAGAAAUGCUGCCUUAAAAGCACUUAUUAUUUGAAAAAUUACAAGAAUAUUGUACUGUCUAGGGAGGUGAUGGAAAGCUUGAACAUGUUACUGUAGGACUUUAGCUCAAGUCUGAACCUCACUGCCGCUCUUGAAAGUACACUACAAAAAAGUCUGUCCAAACAUACUACUAGAUUUCCAAUCUACUUUUCCCAAUCCAAAUGUAUAGUGUAUCAGCACAAAGUUAUAUUUAUUCAACUGAUAUUGGUUUUCAUCUUUGAUAUCUCCUGUUUUCAUUUUCCAGAUAAUUGAAUGAAUUUUUGUAAUCAUUUUUUAAAUGUACUUUUUCUGGUAUGGUGAAACUGCAAUUAGGUUGUUGUUAUUUGAUUUACUUUUACGUCAUCAAAACAACACAAUUGCACGUUUAUUGAUAAUACCUGAAAUGCACAAUGAAAAACAUGACUUUUUGAAUAUUCUUAAAAAUUGAGAUAUCCUUUUUUCGAACCAAACUGUUAAAGUAUAUGACAAAAAAAAUGUAACUGGACAAAGUGAUGUCAACGAAGAAGAGAUCAGUGUAGCAAGAUUACUGCUGAGGUCUUUUCUUUGAUUUUAGUACUGACUUGAAUACUGUGAGGUACCCAGUGGUGUGAAUGUGAUGCCUUACAAACCAACCUCUAAAAAAUUUUUAAAAAUAAAAUAACAAUGGUAAACAAAAGGCUAAAUUAUAUAAAUAAAUGUUAGUCUGUUAUUAGCUAAAUAAAAAGAUAGAGAGAAAUCUUACCCCAGCUCUAUUAAAAGCUACUCUAAGCUACCUUAAAUUAUACACUAAAUUAUCACAAACAACCCCGAGCAAAACAACAAAAGCAACAGAAUGCUAAAAUCCUGGCAUGACAGGCAUUUAGUCACCUAGUCAGGGGCCUCUCCUCUGCUGCUGAAACCUGUGUUGUGCACGUGACUCUUGAGUGUCCGAGGAAUACCUCAUUAACACAACUAGCUGUAGUUAUCAGACACGUUAUCAUAAGAGGGGAGAACAAAAGAAAAUUAUCCACAAGAACAACCAAGUUCUAAGACCAUAACAGCUAGCGUGCAGACUUAACUAGUAUCGAUACAAAUCUGUAUACACCAUUGUGUCCUUGUAGUAGAGCGUGCUGUCCUUUGUAGUCGCCCCAGCCUCUCAGAUCGCACAAGGGUUGUUUCCUGAAAGGAACAUGUUAGUAGAUAUAUCCAAUGCAUUUUAAUAUAAGUAAUAAUUGUAACAAGUAAGAUGAAUGAUUAGAAAAAAAUCACAAGAUGAUUACCUGGUAUCUGUGUCCGCCUGGGACCGCUGACUUUAAUAGUUCAUGUUUACUGUCAUUUUCAGGACACUCAGGUUUCACCUAUCAAAUGAGAACUGUCUUAGUGAGACCCGUGAUUGCAUAUACUUUAAUGUCUUAAACCACUUCUAUAUGUGAAUGUGAUUUAUACAUGUUAAGCUAAAAAAUGGAAAAAGAAUAAAAAUAACAAAUACUAACUGUGAUUAUCUGACACCCUUACGCCUUUUGACAGAAGUUGCUUUUUCUUUAAUGCUUUUAUUUUAGGUUCAUGUGAAUGAAAUGACAUAAAGUUUUAAAAAAAGUUUUGAAUUAUUCCCUUCUCCGUAUCAGCAGAUGUUGUGCUAUUUUGUGCUUUUGUACCUUAAAACAGGACAUACUGUGUCAGUCAUGUAUAUAUAUAUUUUUUCAAACACUUUUGCCAUUAAAUGUUGUGUUGUUCCACUGUAAAUCAGAGAAAUAAGAAUGACAAUAUGCAAUAAAGUUUACA